ACUGCACAGUACACAACGGUUCAGAAAGGUGUGGUAUUCCCAAAAACCUCGAAAAUAAAAUGUAAAAUUUGUCAUUUUUAAGCCUAUCAGUCUCUAAGCAUUCAGUGGUAUCAUUAGCAUGGCGAGGCAGUUCGACUUUCAAAAGCUGACCGUGAUUCGAGCACUGCGAACGGUGUCGACGAGUUCGUCGGGCGCAGCGGGGAACUCGGUCAGUGGGCCGGGGAGGCCGGCGGCCGGUGGCGGUGCAGCACCGCCUGGUGAGGCAGCACCGACCGGUCUGCUGAGUAGGCUACGGAGUGACGGAAGAGUGGUGUCUUUGCUGCAGUCUUACGAGGAUGUGGUGGGCAUCGGAGAUGUCAAGCAGGCACAGAGAAGAGUGACACAGAUUGAACAGCAAUUUAUGGAAGUCCGUGAAACAGUCAAGAAUUCCGCCCAAAAGUUACACCAUCAUAAAGCCGAGCUGAGAGCAAUACGCGCCAAGCUGGACCGAACAGCCCGAGAUGACACCAAAUUCUUAGAAUAUGCGACAGAGGAGCACCUGGCCAUCCAGAAGGAGAGAAAGAUGGAGGAGGAACACGACUUGCUGGAGGACACGGAGAGAAACACGUUUGCGAACUUGUCGGCGGCUGUUAGAGAGAGCCACGAGAAGCAGCGAUCACAAGAGGAGAGGACCAAAUAUUGGGGGGUCAUUGGGUCCAUCGUGGGGACGAUCAUCGGCCUGCUGGGGUCCACUGCCAUCAACCAGAAGCGAAUGCGGGAGCUCAGGACCAUGGUCGGGGACCUUCAGAAGGACAUCGGUCAGAAUGGCCAGCUCAGGGACCUCCAGGGUCUCGUGACGGACAUCCGGACCACCAUCGACAGCAGCGGCGCAAAGUCGAGUCCAGAGGAGCUGACAGUUGCUCUGGAAAGACUCUCCAAGCAACAACAAGAGGGGUUGGACUCCCAGGAGAAGAGCUUAACCAGAAUCCUGAAGCACCAGGAAGGGUUGCUUUUGAAGGAGAUCGAAGGGGUGCGAAGGUUUGCAGCCGUCGGGGCCGGAGACAUGACCACGUUAGAAGAGCUGGUGAACAAUGCUGAGCAGAAACUGGAAUGGGAGAUGAAAAUGAGCACACUGUCCACUGUGGUCUUCAUCUAUGGAGCCUUUGCCCUGACAUUGCCUAUACUCUACAGUAUAUUCAAAUGAUCAACUCAGUUUAUACUGGACAAGUUUGACAGUGACUUGUAGGCUAGAGCAAUGCAAAAAUACCAAAUAUUUUGUGCAUCCCAAGAAAUUUGUUUACAGGGAAUGUUCAACAAUGUUGAUUGAUUCUAUAAUUAUCUCUGUGUAAGAUUGACUAACACUCCAUAUUUUUUAAUUCCAUAGUGUUUCCUAUAGAUACAAUGUAAUAUUACAAUAAUGCGAUAUUUCUUUUAACAUAAAGUUGGUUGUGUGGGAGGCAUGGGUCUCUCUACUGCUUGCAUGGCCCCCCCCCCCCCAAUCCCUCGUGCCCCCACCUCUCUUCAAAAUGUUUUAUAAAGAAAGGAGCUUUCGUAAUGUCUAAAACCUGCUGGAAUCCUCUUCAGAAAACGAAGAUCCAAAGUUUACCCUGAUAAUCAGACCAAAUUCAAACCAUUGAUCUGAGUAUGUUUCUAUCAAGCUCAAGUCAAGACAGGUUUUAAAGCUACAGUCCAUCAUUUGCAGCUGUCCAAAAAGUAACCGACAUAAUUAGUGUUGAAAAACAUACU
Molecule: messenger RNA, 1725 nt
Organism: Patiria miniata (bat star)
Lineage: Eukaryota; Metazoa; Echinodermata; Asteroidea; Valvatida; Asterinidae
Product: mitochondrial potassium channel-like
Exons: 2
Coding region: 119-1183 (354 amino acids)
Source: RefSeq, a predicted model, not a curated record